UGGCGAUUCGUUCAGCACUCCACUCGUUUUAUGUACUUGCUAUCUUCCGUAGACGUAGACGUGCUUUGGAGUGGGAGGGGAACUCGCAUACGGUUACGCAUUGCAUGCAUGGCAUUGAGAUGAAACCGAAAAUAUGGCGGCAUCAUCAUUACUUGAGAAGAUUGGGGAUUUUUUAGAGUGUCAGAUAUGUUUGGACAGCUUCCGGCGACCAAAGGUGUUGCAAUGUCUGCACACAUUUUGUCAGGAGUGUCUGCUUCGUAUGGCGCCCACGGUCCAUGACACGGUGAUAUGUCCGACGUGUCGAGAGCAGACACCGUUGCAAGGUGAGGGUGUGGCAGACUUGAAGAAUAACUUCGUGCUUUCGAAUCUCCUGGACCUUGUCACUUCGAUUCAGAAGCCACUGGAAGAUCUGCCGUGUGGCGUACCCAAUGGGACCACAUACACCUGUUCAAACUGCGAGGAUAACUCCCCCGCAACUUCCCGUUGUCUCAACUGUUGUGAGUUUCUUUGUGAGGAUUGUGUGAGGGCCCAUCGGAGGAUCCGAGCUCUACGCCACCAUGUGAUGCGGGACAUUGAAGCAUGGCUAGCAGCUGGACAGUGCAUUCGCAGUCCAGGAGAUGGAGAGGAAAAUACAAAUCUUGUUUACUAUUGCCCAGAGCAUGAUGAUCGCACUGUAGCAGUGUACUGCGAAGCUUGUGAGCUGGCGAUAUGUGGUGAGUGUGGUCAGACUGACCAUGCCCGACCUCCACACCGGGUUGUGACUCUUGCCGUUGCAGCUGAUCGAGAACGAGAUCAAAUCCGGCUAAUCCUAGCCGACUGCAAGCGUAAGCUCGGUGUGUUCUCAACCGCCAUUGAGUGCACGGUGCAGAUCGCCAAAGACCUCCAGAGAAGAUCCGACCGAGCCCAGAAGGAUGUGCAGAGACGGGCCCGAGAGUUCCUCACCAUAAUCCAGAACGAACAGGCCCGUCUUAUCAACACCCUACACAAGACCAAGGAGGAUAAGGAAAGUGAGAUGGCUGCCCACAUUGAUGGUCUUCAGCGCACUGUGGAUAUAUUACGUAACAUGAUUUCAAUGGCAGAAAGCGCUAUAUCCACUGAUAGCAGCACAGCCACAGUGUUCUCUGCUAAGUCACAACUAACAACCCGUCGACAUGAACUCGAAAACAUCACCAUUCUCAGCGUCCCUGCUGAUCUUAGCUCUCUUAAGUUUGAAUUGAAUAAUCAAAGCAGUUUUCAAGGGGACUUUCUUGGAAGUAUUAAGUCUUGAAAUUAGCACGAUUAACAAAGUGUAUGUGUCAUUUGGCAAACACUGUUGUUGAUUGGACUACACCUGUCCAGUCAUUAUACUCCAGUGUUAAAUGUUUGCACUUUUUACUUCAAUAUCUAUGGGUAUUAUUACAACUUCUUUAAAAUUGUUACCAACUUACCAUACACUCGUUGGUGUUCAAUCUCGAGAUUAUGAUUUUUACUACUUCACGGGAUGGCCCUUUAGGAACACCAACUUGUUUUUGAAACACACCUGCAAAUAUUGACAUGCCAAACUAUUAAUAUUUGAGAUCUGUGAUUAAUUGAAAACUUUUCGUUUUCGUUGAUGCGGACCAUUAAUUUUCAAAUAUUUUCAAUACACUUUUUAUCUAAAUCUUGGAAGUGUGCAAAACAUUUGGUAAUAUGAUUUUCAUCUCAAUCAGAGGUAAACGAAAAUCCAGAAAAAUUAUUUGAUACACGUUGUAUUAUCAUGAUAUUGCAUACUACAAAGACAAACAUAAUUAUUGGCAACUGGUACACGGUAAUCUUUCAAAAUCUUUGCAUGAUUAAUGCAGAAUCUAUACUUGAAUUGUAUAUAUUCGAACUUUUGUCAUGAUUGUAUAUUUGGUUUUCAAAGAAUUGUCACAAUGUACAAUGUAAGGCAUUUUUGCACUAGACUGUUAAGCUGUAAAGAUGUAAAGAAUAUACCUUUUUUUUCUUUUCUCAGGGCCUUUCACACUCUAAAAAAACCAACUAGUUAACAUGGUUAAAAUGACCCAGCUGUGAGCAACUGAUAUAUAAAAACUGAUGUAGUUCAUAAACUUAUCAAUAUUCUCCUCAGAAAAUACUGUUCAAGUCAAAUGCCACUAGAAAAUAGCUGAAAUAAUAGUUAAAUCCGGCUGAUCACUUAAAUAGACUUUUAUUAGUUUGGUUUUAGAGAUUCGUCUGGUGCAAUGCUAUUCCCUUUAUUUCUUCAAAACGUACAUUAUUCGUGGUAUAUUCCGUGUGUAUAAGAUCUACUUUACACGAAAGCUCAUGCAGAGGUUAUGUGCUAAUACGGUGUUUUUAAAUCAGCUGUAAUGUCUUUCUUUCUUGUCGUAUAUAGGUUUAUAAUACAAUUCAAGCUUUAACGACAGACAUGUCGAUGAUUGAUGGAGGUAAAAAAUAACAUCGCAAUGCUUCCGAUAGAAUAUUUUAUCAUUUUCAAUUCAUAUUCUCUUAUUGUUAUAGCCUCAAAGGCACACAAUAAUUUUCUGGUUUCAAUGGAUACUUAUGUUAGAUUUUAGUAAAAUCACAUUUUACAUAUAUAUGAAAUAUUUAUUUAUCACAGACUAUUAUCAUGAUGCUACCUGUAUAUUACUCUUUAAUUUAAGCACUUUUCUGUGUAAAACAGUUGUUGUUUUAUGACCAUUUCUACCAAGGGGCUUGUUAAGCAUACCGAAAGAGAAUUUAGGCUCAGCUACAUUAUACAUUUCGCUCAUAGCAUAAUCAAUCGAAGGUACUUUUGUUUUCCUUUGGAAGACUCCGUGUUAUGACGGCCACUGAAUUUACAAUCUCACAAAUCUUAAAACCAACCCCAAAAGCGGUUGAAAUGUGAACCGAUCAAUUGCUGGUUAAAAGAAGCCCUGUUCUUAUUUCAUGAAUUCUUGUUUUAACCAAUAAUUGGUUUAUUCAUACGUGAAUUAACUACUUAUAGGUUGCUUAAAAAGUUUCUGAGAGUGUGAAAUGCUUUAAAUUUUUAUAUAGGCCUAAUUCAGCAAUGAUGUGGAUAUACGUUUGAGCAAUCAUGUUGGAUGUAUAUACGCUGCUAACACUCAAGCUUUAUGAUAGCAAGUUGAAGCUGAUCGGCCGCCAUAUUGCCUGCUCUUUCAUAUUGGAAAUUAUGGCAGCCAAAAUAAGAGUGACUGAUCUUGUUAUUUCAAUUCAUUCUUGACUCGCUUGCAUGCAUGUCAUCAUGUCGUUGAGUAGAUUGCAUCUGGAUAUUGCAUUAUUAAAUCGUGUGUGACUCACUGUACUGUGGCGUAUGAAUAGUCUGAUAUGAUGUUUCGAUAUUGAAUAACGACACUGACUUGUAUGACUGUGUGGCAAAUUUGAAUGUAGGGAUGGGGGGAUACUAUUCUAUAUAGCAUGCAAGCUAAAAUUGAAGAUGAAUAAAUGCAUACAGCGGAGCAAUCACAAUAAAUAUAUUUUAGUGUCUUAAUGACCAUGUUUCCUGUUGAAGAAUAAUGCAUAUAAAUGUUUAAAGCCCCCCUCACAAUGCAGUAGAGAGGAGAUGUACUUUAUAAGCAAUGCAUUUGGGGCGUUGCCACGGAUGGGGGAGGGCAGGGGCGACCAUCCUUAUGAUUUUUAAGUAGUUGAAGAAAAUAGGAAAAAAGGACGGAAAAGGAAGAAAAAUAAGAAAGAAGGAGGAAGUAAAUAUCAAAAGUAGAGAUUCUGGCUUUGUAAUUCUAUGAUCCCUAUUUUUCAACUACGAUAAAAAUUACGACACUGUUAUGCCCACCCUAUCAAAAUACCCUGUCAUCUCCACAAAUCACAUAAAAAAUAAUGAUAUUGAUCAUGUUUGUAUUAUCUGAAGGGAAACAUAAUUUAUGCAUUUUCAUUUUUUUGUUCGUUCUUUCACCGAAUGGGAGGAUGUCUAAAAGUACGUUUGGAUUGUGUGAAACUCAUUACACAUUUCGACAUCUUUAUUUUGAUCCUUUAUAACAUCGUUUAACAAAGGCUUAUGUAUUGAACUGAACCAAGUAGUGACUGAACUAAUCCUGUGUCGUGGAACAGAGGUUGUUAUAAUUUUCUGACAACAAGAAUGUUUUAGAAAAUGUGGAUUUUAUUGAUCAUCCAUAAAGAUGUAAAUGGGUUUAUCCGUUUGAAUAACAAUCGAGAGUUGUCACCAAUCCACCAUGUUGAUUUUCUCUUUAAAAAAACAACAACACCGCUUUAUUGCAACCACUCACCGAAGAAUAAGUGUUUUGGUGGCACAGAGUUGAUGCAUAAUAAUCGCUAUAAAUUCUAACUUAAAUCCCAUUUGGUGUCAAAUAAAAAGAGUGUGAUAUCA
This is a messenger RNA of Lytechinus variegatus (green sea urchin), 4297 nucleotides long. Its product is annotated as E3 ubiquitin-protein ligase TRIM56-like. Gene Ontology annotation, biological process: positive regulation of DNA-templated transcription. The transcript has a single exon. The record is from RefSeq and is a predicted model, not a curated record. Gene Ontology annotation, cellular component: nucleoplasm; chromatin. The coding region runs from base 134 to 1267 and encodes 377 amino acids. Lineage: Eukaryota; Metazoa; Echinodermata; Echinoidea; Temnopleuroida; Toxopneustidae. Gene Ontology annotation, molecular function: zinc ion binding; ubiquitin-protein transferase activity.